Messenger RNA from Truncatella angustata, 1569 nucleotides. Its product is annotated as tetratricopeptide. The record is from RefSeq and is a predicted model, not a curated record. NCBI's taxonomy places the organism in Eukaryota, Fungi, Ascomycota, Sordariomycetes, Amphisphaeriales, Sporocadaceae. The transcript is spliced from 5 exons. The coding region runs from base 1 to 1569 and encodes 522 amino acids. Gene Ontology annotation, molecular function: protein binding.
AUGUCGCUGAAACAAGAAAUAGAGACCUGGGUAUCGGCCCUCGGCCACUACGAUAACAAUGAGUUCGACGAGGCGCUGAAGAAUUUUGAGGGCAUUGCCGAUACCUCCAAGAUUCUGUUUAAUAUGGGAGUUAUUCACGCAACGCUAGGUGAACAUGAAAAAGCUGUCGAAGCAUACCAGCGAGCCAUCAAAUUGGACCAAUACCUCGCUGUAGCUUACUUCCAAGAGGGCGUGUCGAAUUUCUUACUUGGCGACUUCGAGGAGGCAUUGGCCAAUUUCAACGACACGCUUCUAUAUUUGAGAGGAAACACCAUGAUCGACUAUGCACAGCUGGGACUUCUGUUCAAGUUGUAUUCUUGCGAGGUCCUGUUCAACCGUGGUCUUUGCUACAUAUAUCUGCAGCAGAAGGAUGCUGGCUUGCAAGAUUUGCAGUAUGCAGUCAAGGAGAAGGUUGUGGAGGAUCACAACGUUAUCGAUGAGGCCAUCAGAGAGGAGGCAGAGGGUUAUACCGUGUUCUCUAUUCCAGUCGGUGUCGUCUACAGACCCAACGAAGCCAAAGUACGAAAUUUGAAGACAAAAGACUAUCUGGGCAAAGCCCGCCUUGUUGCGGCCUCAGAUCGUGCGAAUGCUUUUACUGGUUUCGCCGGCUCGGAAAUUAAGAAUGCAGGCAGAGCAAACGACAAGGACGACCGCCCUACCGACAACAUUUCAUUUGCUGCUACGAACUUGGUGAAGCCUGGCAUCCAGAGUCGCGCACGGCAGCAACCUGAAGCUCCAGCUGGUCGCAAUGGUGCUUUCCCGCCUACUCCGCCUCCUGAGAACGACAAGCCUCCCCAGAUGAGCCGUGGUGCCUCGGUACGAAAUGGACCGAAACCGAUGCUGGCCAAGCUCAACAUUGAGCCGCCACGAUCGAAUAGCUAUACGAAGACGACUUCACCCCAAAGCAAUCCCAGCGAGCGGAGAGCACCUACUAGGGCUCCUUCGGAGGCAAGAUCACCACCACAGCGUGGUUAUUCGCAGCGGGAUCAAGGUAGACGCAGACAAUCUAGGCCCCCAAGAGACGCUACGGAGGACUACUUGGACGAUGUCUACGAAUCAUAUAAUGGUGGCGGCAGUGAUUCGAGAAGUAGCAGGUCGCAGCCCCGCCGCAACCAGCAGCGCUACGGUGAAGAGGAGUUUGAUGGCAGUGAUUACGACUCAUUUGACGAAGGGGAUUUUGAAAUGGUAUCGAGCCGAAGACCAGGUGCAGGAUCAGUGUCAAGCUCGUCACGAGGUCAAUCGAGAAGACCGGAAGCCCGCAAGAUUCGAAUCAAGGUGCACGCCGAGGAUGUCCGUUAUAUCAUGGUGGGAACUGCAGUAGAGUUCCCAGAUCUUGUCGAUCGUAUUCGUGACAAGUUCGGCUUACGAGGGCGCUUCAAGAUCAAGGUUCGCGAUGAAGACUCGCCUGAAGACAUGAUUACCAUGGGAGAUCAAGAUGAUUUGGACAUGGUCAUUAUGAGCGCAAAGCAGGCGGCAAGAAAGCAGAGGCAAGACAUUGGAAAGAUGGAGAUUUGGGUUCAAGAAGUUUAG